CCUCUAUCGUGUUUCUGCUCUACGUACUGUCUUGUUGUUGGACACUGGUGAUCCAGCAUGAAAACCAUCUCCAAUGUCUACGCCGUGUGUGGCUUCGCUGCCAUUGGCGGCGGCCUUUUCGGCAUGGACAUUGCAACUAUGAGCGGAGUUUUGGGGACAGAGUCCUACAGGAGAUAUUUCCACCACCCUGUCUCUUACACCCAGGGCUCCAUAACUGCCUCCAUGCCCAUAGGCUCCAUCUUCGGCGCUUUAUCUUCCUCCUUCGUCUCGGAUCGUUUCUCGCGUAAAAUCGCCAUUCAGGUCUCAUGUCUGCUCUGGGUUUUGGGAUCUGCCAUCCAAAGCGGCGCCAACGGUAUUCCAGCUCUAUGCAUAGGUCGCUUCGUCUCCGGAGUCGGCGUCGGUGCUGCAUCAGCCAUCGUACCAGUGUACCAAGCCGAAAUCGCCCCCAAGGAAAUCCGAGGCCGCAUUAUCACUCUCCAGCAAUGGGCUAUUACCUGGGGCAUUUUGAUCCAGUAUUUCAUCCAGUACGCCUGCUCGUUUGUGGACGGUGGCGCCAAGAACCCUGCGCAGAGCACCGCCGCUUUCCGCAUCCCCUGGGGUCUGCAAUCUAUCCCUGCGUUCAUCCUCUGUAUUGGCUUGAUGUGGUUCCCGUACUCUCCGCGCUGGCUCGCGUCGCAGGACCGCUGGGAAGAAGCCGUCACCGUGCUGGCUGACCUCCACGCUGGUGGCAACCUCAAACAUCCCAAAGUUCUAGCUCAGUAUCGCGAGAUCGAGGAAGCCCUCCGCUUUGAAAAGGAAUGCCGUGCAGCUGGAUGGGCCGCACUCGCUGAGCAUAAAAUGGCGAAGCGGCUCGUCAUAGGCACGUCCGUGCAAAUGUUCUCCGGGUUAUCUGGGAUGAAUGUAAUGAUGUACUACAUAGUCUACAUUAUGGAAUCCGCCAACAUCGGCUCUCCCUUGCUGACGGCUAGCAUCCAAUACAUCAUCAACGUCGCCAUCACCCUCCCCGCGAUCCUCUACAUCGACCGCUGGGGCCGCCGCCCGACGCUUCUUCUCGGCUCCCUCAGCAUGGCCACGCUCCUCUUCAUCUCCGGCGCCCUACAAGCCGGCUACGGCUCGCCCGUCCUCCGCUCCGACUCCCCUGACGCCGCGCUCAGCUGGCACAUUGUCGACAACCCGCCCGUCUCCAAAACCAUCGUCGCGUGCUCCUACCUCCUAGUCGCCACCUUCGCCACCACGUGGGGCCCCGUCAGCUGGACGUACCCGGCCGAGAUCUUCCCGAACCGCAUCCGCGCCAAAGCGACGAGCAUCACGACGGCGGCGAACUGGAUUUUCAACGCCGCGCUGGCGUUUGCGGUCCCGCCGCUGCUGUACAGCAUCAACUGGAAGAUGUACAUGAUCUUCGGCACGUUCAACAUGAUUGCGUUCAUCCAGGUGUUUCUGAUGGUGCCCGAGACGAAGAACUUCACGCUCGAGGAGAUGGAUGUCGUGUUUGAGGGGCGGCCGUGGGCGAAGGAGCGGCCGAAGGAGAGCAACCUCGAUGACUUGGAGCAGCAGAUUGCGUGCGGGGCGCUGGACGUGGAUAUCCAUAAGGAGGGCGUCGUAACGAUGCUGGGGGAUGUGGGGAGUAUGGGUAAAGGAGGCAGGGAUGGGAAGGCGAGUUCACUGAGCGAGAGUGAGGACCAGAAGCCGAUUAUGGUGGAGACGGCGAUUGAGAUGACGAGUCGGCCGCGGAGUAGUUAUGAGAGUGAGGGGAGGGUUAGGGAGAGGGAGUUCUAGGGACGCGUUGGGCGGCAUUCUGGGUACU
Mytilinidion resinicola is the source of this 1804-nucleotide messenger RNA. Its product is annotated as general substrate transporter. The transcript is spliced from 4 exons. Gene Ontology annotation, molecular function: carbohydrate:proton symporter activity. The coding region runs from base 58 to 1776 and encodes 572 amino acids. The record is from RefSeq and is a predicted model, not a curated record. Gene Ontology annotation, cellular component: membrane. Lineage: Eukaryota; Fungi; Ascomycota; Dothideomycetes; Mytilinidiales; Mytilinidiaceae. Gene Ontology annotation, biological process: transmembrane transport; carbohydrate transport.